AUUCAGCACCAAGAAAAAUCCAACCAUUGUUGUUCGUUAGUUCUUCUUAGUUCAUAGGUCAUAACCUCAAAAAUAUUGGGAAAAAAAAACAUGACUACUUCUUCGUCUUUCUUCUCUUCUUCAAUUCUUAACAUUCCCAUCUCUAAAACCAAUUCUCUCAUCAUCCCAUCUCCCAGAAUCCCAUCUUUAGACAACCCUUUUGCCAGGAUCAAAUUCCCUUCAAGAAAUUGUACAGCACCCAUCAAAUGUUCCUCAGAUUCCAGUUCUACUACAGUAGUUGAGGCUGCAGAGACAUCCUCCAAUUCAGUAAAAUCGUCAAAUUCAGACAGCAAGGAUAGUGUUGAUGGUGUUUAUGAUGAAAAAGCAGCUGAAGCACAAGGGAAAUUUGGGGCCAGAGUUAGGGUAAAAGUUCCAUUGAAAGUUUACCAUGUUCCGAAAGUUCCGGAGACUGAUUUAAAUGGGAGAAUUGGGUUCUUGAAGCAGUAUGUUGCAGUGCAUAAGGGCAAGAAAAUUUCUGCUAAUUUGCCGUAUAAAGUGGAGUUUGUGGAGGAGCACGUUGAGGGGAAAAAGGGGCCGGUCAAGUUCUUUGCACAUUUGAAAGAGGAUGAGUUUGAGUAUCUUGACUGAUUUAAGUAUUUUCUGCUGCUUGAAUUGUUUCUUCGUCUUCUUUUCUUUUUGGGUCGAGCAUAAUCCUGCCACUUGAAUAUGUAGACUAACUUUUUGUACACGUGCUGUUUUAUGUAUUGUUGUAGAUAAUAUAUUUCUGAGCAAUUUAUGCAGCCUAAAGAAGAAGAUAUUGCCUAGUUUCAUGGA
Molecule: messenger RNA, 813 nt
Organism: Coffea eugenioides
Lineage: Eukaryota; Viridiplantae; Streptophyta; Magnoliopsida; Gentianales; Rubiaceae
Product: ferredoxin-thioredoxin reductase, variable chain-like
Exons: 1
Coding region: 91-627 (178 amino acids)
Biological process (GO): photosynthesis
Source: RefSeq, a predicted model, not a curated record